Arabis nemorensis is the source of this 555-nucleotide messenger RNA. The record is from the annotation of a GenBank genome assembly. NCBI's taxonomy places the organism in Eukaryota, Viridiplantae, Streptophyta, Magnoliopsida, Brassicales, Brassicaceae.
AUGGAGGAUUCAUCUGCUCUUAGCCCAAUCUCUCUUCUCACCAUUGUCAUUUUCUUGUUUAUUCUCAAUCUCAUGAUGAUAAUCCAAGACUUCUCUUCUUCUUUUCCCUAUCCUCUCCAACUCUUCUUCUCUAACACCUACAUUCUCUUUGCGCCAACUAGAAACAAGAAGCAAAAUAUCGAGCUCCCGAUCAUAAAAAAGGUUUUCGUCCCAUCUCGAGUGGAUAACAAAAUGUCCGUCGAAGAAGUCAAGGCCAUGAUCGAUGACUCGGAAGCUGUCUAUGAGCGUUUGAUAGAAGAAGGGGAAGAGUACUUGCUUUCGAAGAGUGUGAUGUUGGCUAAUAAGGAGAUAGUGAAGGAGGCAUUUAGGUUAUUUGAUGAAAAUCAAGAUGGGUUCAUAGAUGAAGAUGAGUUGAAACAUAUGUUGUGUUUCUUAGGAUAUGAUGAGUGUACAAAGAUGGAGUGUAGGAAGAUGAUUAAGGUUUUUGAUGAAAACAGAGAUGGGAAGAUUGAUAUUUACGAGUUUGUGAACCUCAUAGAUAAAAGCUUUUCGUGA